Messenger RNA from Cyprinodon tularosa, 2111 nucleotides. RefSeq names its product spinster homolog 3 (Drosophila) (gene spns3). The coding region runs from base 172 to 1713 and encodes 513 amino acids. NCBI's taxonomy places the organism in Eukaryota, Metazoa, Chordata, Actinopteri, Cyprinodontiformes, Cyprinodontidae. Gene Ontology annotation, cellular component: membrane. Gene Ontology annotation, molecular function: transmembrane transporter activity. The record is from RefSeq and is a predicted model, not a curated record. Gene Ontology annotation, biological process: transmembrane transport. The transcript is spliced from 13 exons.
UCUUGAGUCAAGCUAGAAACGACAUAACCGUUAGUUUCCUCAGUCCUCAUUGAGUCACCGAGGAGCAGGCUGUUCUCUCACAUCCAGUCCUUAAAUAUGAAAUGAGAGGAGAUAAUUAAAUCAUUCUCCCAGGGGCACCGUCUAACCCGCACCGUAGAUUGUUUCAGUACUAUGGAGGAAAAGGGAUCUGGAAUCCCCUCUCAGGACGACCCAGUUCCUCGACGCAGCCUGGGCUCCAGCUCAGGUCUACAUUAUGGCGCUCUUGUAAACAGCGUUUCUUCACUUGCACCGCUGGCAACAGACAAUCCAGCCAUUUCACCAAGACGUGCCUAUGUAGCUAUAGCUGUUCUCUGCUAUGUCAACCUGCUCAACUACAUGGAGCGCUAUACGAUAGCAGGCGUUCUUGCAGAUAUCCAGAAAUUCUUCACAAUCAACGACAGCACGGCUGGACUGCUGCAAACAGUUUUCAUCUGUAGUUUCUUGCUCCUGGCCCCUCUCUUUGGUUACCUCGGGGACCGCUACAAUCGCAAAUACAUCAUGCUGUGUGGCCUGAGUGUGUGGCUCCUGACUGCAGCAGGCAGCUCCUUUGUCAGCAAGUCGCAAUUCUGGCUUCUUGUUCUGUUGCGAGCACUCGUCGGCGUUGGAGAGGCCAGCUACUCCACCGUUGCUCCCACCAUCAUUGGAGAUCUUUUCUCAGGGGGUCAGCGGAGCGUCAUGAUCUGCAUCUUCUACAUCUUCAUACCUGUAGGAAGCGGUCUUGGAUACAUCACAGGGGCAGGGAGUGCUAAUCUCACAGGGGACUGGCGCUGGGCUCUCAGGAUCACUCCCAUCAUGGGUGUAGUGGGACUCAUCCUGAUGGUGUUCCUUUGUCCUAACCCACCCAGAGGGGCCGCAGAAACCCACGGAGAUGGAGUGACGGGUCACAGCUCCUACAAGGAGGAUGUAAAGUAUCUUCUGAAGAAUAAAAGUUAUGUGUGGUCGUCACUCGGAGUGACGGCUCUGGCCUUCCUCACCGGGGCCUUGGCUUUCUGGUUGCCCACCUUCCUGGCCAGGGCUCACAUGACCAAGGGUGUUGAACGUUCAUGCACCGGCGACACCUGCGACUCCACAGACAGUUAUAUAUUUGGUGCUGUGACGGUGGCGACGGGCAUUCUGGGAGGAGCUCUGGGCACCACCUUGUCCAGACAUUUUAGGGAUAAGUUCUCACAUGCUGACCCGCUCAUCUGUGCAGUGGGCAUGCUCGGAUCAGUCCCCUGCCUCUUCAUCACCAUUUUUGUUGCAUCCUCGAGCGUUCCCGCUGCUUACGUAUUUAUUUUCUUUGGUGAGUUGUUGCUGUCCCUGAACUGGGCUGUCCUGGCUGACAUCUUACUGUAUGUUGUCGUACCAACCAGAAGGGCAACAGCCGAGGCUCUACAGAUCACCUUUGGUCAUCUCCUUGGUGACGCUGGGAGUCCCUACCUGUUAGGAGUGAUAUCCGACGCCAUACGCUCAUCUAAUCCUAAAACCCAUGACUGGAACUUCCGCAGCCUGAUGUACAGCCUCCUUGUUUGUCCAUUCGUUGGGAUCUUAGGAGGAGUAUUUUUUCUCAUCACCACCAUGUAUAUUACUGAAGACAGGAAAGCAGUCCAGCGACUUGUUGAAGAAGAUCUACACUCACAGCAGGGGCCCACAACCGAUUCCUCCAUGGAGCUGAGCGACAAGAGGACUGUUUAAAACCAAACCACUGAGGAGAGAUUAUUAGACUGUAACCAAGCAAACACUGAUGAGGAGAGGUGCCGUUAAAUGUUAAUCAGUGCCACUCUUUCAUUAACACGCUGCUCAAAGGAGCAACUGAUCAAGUAAAGGCAAGAAACAGGUUCUUAUUCUUCAUUGUGUGGGGAUACGACCCAAUUACUUCAACAAUGUAAAAAAAAAAGGUCCAAUUAAGAACCUAGUGCCAACUUCCCACAGCAAUACCUCACCAUGGAAAGACUGAUGCGCUCAGAUCUAAUCAGCCCAACAUUACCUCCCAUUUUGAGGCCGCCCAGGAUACUGGAAAAAAAAGUAAUUAUUUUGAUGUAAAUACUGUUUUUUGUUUUAAGAAAUUAAUAAAAAAAAACUCUUUAAACUUU